GGCUGGGAUGAUGUAAGUUUUCAUGGCUCACCGCAGAUCCCAACUCCAAAUCUGGAUGGUUUAGCAAACAAUGGAAUCAUUCUCAAUAACUAUUAUGUGCAGCACAUUUGUACACCAACCCGCAGUGCCAUCAUGACUGGUCGAUACCCCAUCCAUACAGGUAGUAUCGAUGUUCAGGGGAACCUCUAUAUAACGAAGGGCCAAGGAAGUGGCAAAAUAUAUUUGCUGCAUGUAUAACAAUUAAGGUUUCAUGUUUUUGUUACUGUAUUACUGGGGUAAAGAAAACCUUUCACUAUAUCGAGGACUGUUAUAUCCAGGCUCCACUGUGGUCAAAAGCAGGUCUUAGUUGUUCAAAAACAAAUCAUGUUAAAAUUAAAGUUAAAAGUGCUUAAAAUGUUAAAAUUAACCCAUGAUUAGGGUAAUGGGUAGUUACAUUUUUUAACUUGAGGGGUUUAUUAACUUGAGGGUGAAAUUACACUGUUUUAAUGAAGUUUAGUUUAAGGUCUGGCUUGUUUACCGUGACUAUAGCUCAUAGUUAGCAUCCCAUAAUACUCAAGAUAGUUGUGAUCACUAAAUUGAACCUCUGAAUGAGGAUUAACAUUAUUAAACUUAAACCUUCCAUGAAAGUUAUCCUGGGCUCACACGGUUGUUUAUUCAACCAUAGGUAAAUUAUUAAGCUGCUUUCAAACAACCAAAGUCAGGGAGCUGUUAGAUCUAUGUUAACUUUGAAAUGGCUCAUAGCAGUAAGUUAACUUGGUCACAGCUCCUGGAUAUUUAGGAUUAAGACUACUAUGUCUUCUUUGGGACAAAGUAGAAUGCUUGCCCUUUACUUCAAUUGUUGAACUAUUUUACAAUUAUUGGAAAACUCUACUUGUGGGAGUGUAGGAGCAAACAAAUCCUUCCAAACAUUUAUGGAUUUAGGACGAAGAUCAUCGCUAAAUAUGAAACAGAAAAAAAAUCAGCAGCCAAGAAUAUUCUUCAAAAGAAAGAGGAUACUGACGCGUUAUUUAAGUUAACUGUCUUAACUCAGUAUUAUUUCAUUGCCACCUUUUGUCCUUUUUUCUAAUUUCCUUUAGCCCUGUAAUAAUUUAACAAUUAAUUUUGCUUUACUCUGUUGAUGUCCAUUGUUAAAAUGCUUUUUUGUAGUGUUGUAAAUGUAAUUAUCUAAUGUGAUUAUCAAUAAAUAUACUUUUUUUAAAAAUCAGAAAAUUAAUUGUUGAUGUAUGUUUGUAUUAAGCAUGAAAUGUACAUGUUAAUAAAGGUGUUUGUCUCACUGAAAUUGUUAACAGCAGUAGCCUUUAGUACCACUAAUUUAACAUCGUUCUCAGUCCUUUUACUCUUGAUUGUUCUAAGCCAUAACUCAGUAUGACCAGAUUUUAUUCUUUGUGUUGAUAUAACUAUUCUAGGUAUGCAGCACAGUGUUAUUCUAGCUGCUCAACCCUAUGGACUUGGUUUAGAUGAGACUCUUUUGCCGCAGCAUCUUCAAAAGCUGGGAUAUGCCACACAUGCAGUUGGAAAGGUAUCUGGAGUUAAACCAUAUUUGUUCAAUUAAGGGCUGGAAUAUUUAUUAAAUUUUUAGUGUUUUCAAGGCAGAGGGCAGCAUUUGUUUCAAAAUCACAUUAUUUUCUUAAAUCACUGUAUUUUUUUUUUUCAGUGGCACCUUGGAUUCUUUCAAACUGACUACACUCCAACAAAGAGAGGAUUUGACUCUUUCUUUGGGUAUUAUUGCGGAAAAGAGGAUUACUGGGAUCACUCAAACAGGGAAGUAGAUGGAUGGGGACUGGACCUCCGUAAUGGCACAGAGGUGAGUAAGAACAGUGGACCAUGGUAGAACAAUAGCAGAAAGCAUACUCAUUGAUACAAUGCAUUUCGAGGACUCUUUUGAAUAAAUUGUGUUGAUUUAUUCGUUCGGGAUGGGCUAGGACCUUGUCCAGAUCAUCAUGAUCACCCUCGAGUCAUUCUUUUAAAAGCUUUGAGUGUGAGUAGCCAACCUAACCCAACCUCGCUCAAGUUGAGCCAAGAAGAAAGUGCAUCGUAGAUCAUGAAAGAAACACCUAUAAUGUGGAAAUGACCUAAUGGAAUGUAAACUGCAACCCUUAGAGAGAUCACUUGCUGGUGAAUGCAACCACACGGAAUGUUUUUGGAAUUUGGCUGGCAAUGACCCAUUCAGAUCUAAUACUGCUCUGAAAAUUGAAUGGCAAAUAAUUAUUGUCAUGGUUUUAAGACAAAAAUUUUGAAUGCAACAAAGGAGUUAAAGAAGUCUUGCAUCUGAAUGAUUUCAUCUUCUUUGAGUUUCUUAAUGAUGAUAAAGAAGAUGUUGUUGAUGAUAAGGAUGAUGUUGAUGUUGAUGAUGAAGGCGAAUAUGACAGUGUUGACAGUGAUAACUUUGUUGUAUGUUUUAUAGCCACUCUUUAAAACUAGAGGCAAAGUAGUUGUGACUGUGUGAUCUAUCCGUCGCUUUCUUCUGAACAUCGUUUUUUCUUUUUCCUCAUCCUUCAGCCUGUGUGGACAGAGUGGGGCCAGUACAGUACAGAGCUGUUUACAGAAAAAGCCGUGGAUAUUAUUCAGACGCAUGAUCCUUCUAAGCCGCUGUUUUUGUACCUUCCGUUCCAAGCAGUUCAUAGCGCAAACUAUAUCCAGCCACUUCAAGCACCUCCAGAUGAUAUCAAGAAAUUUUCCGCGAUAGAGGAUGAAAACAGAAGGAUUUUUGCUGCCAUGGUGUCACAACUCGAUCAGGGUGUAGGGAAGGUAGGGGGAAAUGAUGCAGAUUUCUAGUCAGGUUAAGGUACAAGUCAGGGGCACCCAACGAGAAUAUAGUUCAAAACCACUUAAACAUAGCAUUGUUGAAGGUAUUUUAGUAUUUAAACGGUAGAUAUAGGCAUAUUUUUAUCCCCUAAAAAUUUAUCAUCUGUUCGGAUUUUCUAGCUGAAAGUCUAGUAAUCCUAAAAUUAUGGGGAUAAAAACUUACCUUUUCGAAAAUUUCAGGCAGAAAAAAGGCUCCCGCAAAUUCUAGGUGACCUUUUUAGGGUAAAAAUCUGUUAAAAAUGGACAAUUAUACCACUUUUAAGAUGUUCGAAAAUCCUAGGAGAGGCAGGCAAGUAUAAACUUUUACAACAAAUGUUCCGAAAAUCCUAGAUCUUAAAUCGUCUUCUGGACAGAUAUUUUCAUAAAAUUGACGUUGGGUGCCCCUUAACAGUCACUCUUUACUACUGUAUGUAAGCGUGAUUUAAGAGAGAAUAGCUGCAUUCAUAAUUUUUGUCUUUGUCAGCUUGUGUUAACCUUUGGCAUUUGAGGUGGCUGUGUUCUGUUCCGUUUGAAUUUAUAACGCAAACUCUUUUUUUUUUUAAUAGUCAAAUUUUCGUUACCGUCGCCGUCGUCGAUGCUAAGCAGGGGCACCCAACGAGAUUAUAGUCCAAAACCUCUUAAACAUAGCAUUGUUAAACGUAUUUUAGUAUUUAAGAGCGAAUGCACAGAAAAAUCGAGCAAACCGUGGCCACAGCUCAAAACCUAACCAACCCUCAUUUAAGUCUGUAAUAAGGUUUUAAUGAAUUUAUAACACUGCUGAGGUUUAAAUUUCAAAAUGCGACCGAAUCUGGGAAUUAUUUGAGAUUUUCGAUUUCAACGGUCUGCGGGCCUAAAAUUAGCCGCCGAACACGGCAAUAUAGCCUAGCGACAGAAAAGAGCUGACUUUCAUAAACGAGCGAAUAUAUAGACAAUCUUCCCCUUAAAUCUCAAAAAACAGAUAUUAAUAAUUCCGAACAGCACAUUUUUUUAGAUUUAGAGUAUACAAUAUCGACGAACGAGCACAAUUUUGAAACGUAAUUUGCAUAAUGGUUAUAAAUACAACAAUUUACCGCGAAAACCAAAAUCGAAUUUUCUAUAUGGGGGAAUUCUCCAAAUCACCCCAAAUCCCGUCUACUACCUAAUGAGAUAUGGUAAUUCAACAUUAUCUGAAAGUUAGUCUGGUGUUCUCGCGAACGCUUGUAGAAUAGACUGAUUAUUUUGAGGUUAUUUUGCCCCAAACAACCGCUAAUUGACCCCAGGGUCAAUUGACACGUGCACGUCACCUUAGUUUUAUGCGUCGAUUUGAGCUCGUUAAAAGGGAGAAACUAAAAAGAUUCUUUUAAUAUGUACCUGUUUUAAUGAAAUACACGCAAUCUUCAAAAGGAGAGGCCGUUCAUUGGGUAAUUUCUGUUCUUGAGAUCUUGUAGAUUGUACCAUGGCGUCUGCGAGUGGACCUGAGUCUAGGUCUGUUUUCCCCUGACUGCAAAAUCAGAAUAACAUCAUGAAAUAAUUCUCGCUCGAACCUUCGUAAAUGAAUCAGCUUUGCAGUGCCUUACCUGAGAUAAAAAGUGGGCCGAAUAGGAAAGUUUCUAGCACAAUUUGGAUCCUUUGCAGCACGUAGUGUAUUUGCUAAGCGGGGAUGGUAUCAAUGACUUUUUUAAAAUUAGUUACUCACCUCCGAUUGCGUGACCAGGCAAUUAUCGAUUGUCUCCUGCAAAAAAUAAGUGCACGGGAAACCAAAGCUUUCAGGAUACAGUAAAUUCAUUUUCCUGUAAGACCAGGUGUCCUUUUGUCCUAUUUUAAAAGCGGUUAACUAAGAUGAUAAUAAACAUACUGUGCCACUUUUAAAAAUGGUACAGUAACUGAAUGUUCUGUUCUUCUGAUUUUACCCCCAACCCCGGAGUGUUCAGAAUAUAUAUUUGCACUACGCAUGAAAGGCAAAUGGAUUAAAUUUUAAGAUUCAAGGCGGUUUUAAGGCAUGGGUUACCAGUGGAUUAGUCAAACUUGUCAUAAGGUGCAUUGAACAGAAAAUUACAGGCAUGACCUCUCUGCUAUUGUAUGUCCAUUAAGUGAUUUUCCAGCAAACAUUGUUUUUUGACUUUUUUACCCCAAACGUUUUUUCCGUUCAAUUCUUAUCUGUGAGAUCUAAACUUAGUUAAAUUUCUGUAAUUUGUUGUGAAAUGCAAUUCUGCAAACAACUAAGUAUUUAAUUUUGCGUAAAAGCUACAUGAAAUUGAACUGUUUAGCCGUAAACCAUUAAAAAAGAGAAAGCAUCAUGCUUUCUCUUUUCAUCUAAUAGGACUUAAGCAAUGGCAUUGCUUAAGUCCUAGUAGUUGUUCUCCAUGUCUGCUAAGGAGGAAAUAGUAUGCUCUUUUCAAGAAAUUGUUCUUGCCCAUUGCGGUUUCAAACCAAAGAUAGCAGCAAGUCUGUCGUGGUCAUAUACUGCUACUUCUGAGUGCAAACGAAGCAUAGGCGCACAAGUCAGCUAGUCAGGUGCCGAAAAUGAAGUGGAAACUUAACCCCAAGGGCGUCCAUGUUCGCUCCAGCUCGAAAAGGUAGAAUCAGUUGUGCAGUAAAAAAAAGUAAUGCGAAAAACCUGCGGGGGCUGGGGAAAGAAAGGCGUCUUAUUUUUCUUUGGCUUGUUCUAUUUUCGCGACGUGGUACAAGCUACGAAAUACUGACAAGCUCAGUAAAUGUCUUCACCACCGGGAGUCACUUACCCUUAGCCGGACACUCCCCUCACGUAUCAUGUUUCGUUCCUAAAGUUAUUUCAAAGCACAGAACCAAACCUAAUCAGCGGCCGAAGGCAGAAAGGGGGAUGAGCAAACGGAUGUCACAGCAUAUUUUGCAAGAAACUGGUAUCCUUGUGCCUAUCGGCUCAGGAACGAUUGAUUACUACUAGAAUUAAUAUCAGGGUCAGAAUUUGAGUGCUACAAUGGGAGGGAAGGAAGAAAAGGAAACCGCCGCGCAGACCUGUUAAGUCUUUUAUAAACUUUCUCGUCCUGACGGUUUCAAAGAAGGGCGUUGUGGCUGCUAUUUAAUUUACAGUGUCUGUUGCAGGUGUCGAAUUAAUCUUACAGUAACUGGAAAUGUGGCCAAGGAUGAACGACUAUAGUUUGGUAUAUUCACGAGCGCGUUUUGUCCAGUGAACUGAGUGCGUAGUUUUUCUUAACGAAGGGACGGGGUGGGACAAGUGAAUAGUUCGGGGAACGAUUGCUCUCUUUAGCGGGGGGGGUAUAUUUGUUGAUAUCAGGAGUUGUGGCCUGCAUAGAGUCGUUGUAAGGCUAUUUUUGCUUCGGAGUAUCGGUUUACCGGAAGCUGAGCAAGGAAAAGUCAAUGGUGCAUUUAUGGAAUAAUAAUAGAGAUUCUCAUGGUCUAACAGUGCGGAGAUUAGACUUCUGGUAAGGUGGCAACGAUCAAGGCCCGCAUUAUAAUUCAUGAUAAUUGAAGGCCAUGAUGUGGAAAAAGCGACUGAAAUGGUGGAUGCCAUGCAAUCCUCUCAGACGGGGAGGGCGUACCUGGCCUUAACGGUUGCCCCUGCGACAGAAGGUAAGCAUGCCCAGAUUGUCCACGGGUUGCUAAAUGAGACCGUCCCUUUCUUAGUACCCGUUCCCUGUCUUAUAAUUAGACCCGGGCAAAUUGUUCGAGAUUGCACCAUCAUUUUGGGCUUAAAGCUUCCAAAGUCCAAAAAUAAUAGCGCAUGUUCGCGACGGUUUUUUAAGUCAGUCAAGUUCUUAAACCAGGCCUUAAACGGCCAGUUUUAAGUGUCGAUAACAGUUAAAAAGGCAUACAAGCCUCAUGCAAAAGACAGUGGGAAGGAAGUGCACAUCGGUGAUGGGGAAAAAGGAUUAGCCCACAGUUAUUUAGGGGUGGAUCUUUCGAAACAUUCUUAUUCUCUUGGACAGAUAUGCAUUGCUUAAAGUUUUAGUCAAACCAGGUGUAAAUUUAUAGUAACAAACUAUUAAAUAUACAUCAGCAAGAUUUUUGCGAAUCCUAUUUUUCGCUGGAGACUAUCGUUUACUGGCUGGUCACGCAAUCAAAAGGUAACGUACUUUCCCACGUUUGUUUACUCACCCUUCGCUCAUAUCAGCAAUAUACUGCGUUCCACAAAGGAUCCAAAUUGCGCUAGAAAUGUUUUGCUAUUCGGCCCACUUUUUAUCUCAGGUAAGGCACUGCAAAGCUGAUUCACUUACGAAGAUUCGAGGGAGAGUUAUCUCUUGAUAUUAUUCUGAUUUCGCUGUCACGGGAAAACAGACCUAGACUCAGGUCCACUCGCAGACGCCAUGCUGCAAUCUACAAGAUCUCAAGAACAGAAAUUACCCAAUGAACGGCCUCUCCUUUUGAAGAUUGCGUGUAUUUCAUUAAAACAGGUACAUAUUAAAAGAAUCUUUUUAGUUUCUCCCUUUUAACGAGCUCAAAUCGACGCGUAAAACUAAGGUGAUGUGCACGUGUCAAUUGACCCUGGGGUCAAUUAGCGGUUGUUUGGGGCGAAAUAACCUCAAAAUAAUCAGUCUAUUUUACAAGCGUUCGCAAGAACACCAGACUAACUUUCAGAUAAUGUUGAAGUACCAUAUCUCAUUAGGUAGUAGACGGGAUUUGGGGUGAUUUGGAGAAUUCCCCCAUACAGAAAAUUCGAUUUUGGUUUUAGCGGUAAAUUGUUGUAUUUAUAACCAUUAUGCAAAUUACGUUUCAAAAUUCUGCUGGUUCGUCGAUACUUUAUACUCUAAAUCUAAAAAAUGUGCCGUUCAGAAAUUGUUAGAUAUUUGCUUUUUGAGAUUUAAGUGGAAGAUUACCAAUAUAUUCGCUCGUUUAUGAAAGUCAGCUCAAUUCUGUCACUGGGCUAUUUUCCCGAAUUCGGCGGCUAAUUUUAGGCCCGCUGACAGUUGAAAUCGAAAAUCUCAAAUAAUUCCCAAACUCGGGCGCAUUUUGAAAUUUAAACCUCAGCAGUGUUAUAAACUCAUUAAAACUUUAUUACAGACUGAAAAUGAGGGUAAGUUAGUUUUUGAGCUGUGGCCACGAUUUGCCGAUUUUGCUCGAUUUUUCUGAGCAUUCGCUCUUAAACGGUAGAUAAAGGCAUAUUUUUAUCCCUUAAAAAUUUUUCAUCUGUUCGGAUUUCCUAGCUGAAAGUCUAGUGAUCCGAAAAUUAUAGGGAUCAAAACUUACCUUUUCGAAAAUUUCAGCCAGAAAAAAGGCUCCCGAAAAUUAUAGGUGACCUUUUUAGGGUAAAAAUCCGCUAAAAAUAGGCAAUUAUACCAUUUUUUAGAUGUUCGAAAAUCCUAGGAGAGGCAGGCAAGCAAGAAAUUUUACAACAAAUGUUCCGAAAAUUCUAGAUCUCAAAUCGUCUUCCGAACAGAUAUUUCUCCGAAAAUUGUCGUUGGGUGCCCCUGGCUAAGGUUCUCUAUUGACAGUUUCACCACAAAACCCUAGUAGCCACUGACUCCCGGCAACCAUGCUGCCUUCUAUUCACCGCACUCACUUCCUUCAUCUUAGGUUCUUGACGCACUAAAAUCCACUGGUUUGUACAACAACUCGGUGAUUGUUUUCUCAACUGAUAAUGGUGGCCCAGCAGCAGGGUUUGAUAUGAACAGCGCUUGUAACUACCCUCUGAGAGGCGUCAAGGCCACACUCUGGGAAGGUAUGGAAAAACACUGACUAAAGUUGCUGUUUUAGUAACCUCAGGAUUGUUAAACUUGCGAAGUGCAAAGCAAAAAAAACAAUUUCCCUGUACUUUAAAAGUAAGGUACAAUGGGUAAAGGCGCACACGAGCCAAAGGCACACACGGCUGGAGCUUAUUUCCGGUUUCCGUAGCAUGAAGUAUGCAUAGGAGUAUUGCUGCUUCCCCCUGGGCCGGAUUCUAGUCCAUCGCAAGGUUAUCCCCAAACAGUAUGUCGCCGGUACCCAGUUAAACACCUUGAUGAAGUAAAAAAGUGGAGUAAAGUUCCUUGUCUAAAGGCGAGGCUUGAACCCUGGACCUCCAGAUCUAAAGUUCGAGGUGUUAGCCGCCUCCACGUGCCUUAAAAGUAAUGUUCUUUUAUUAGAAAGACCCAACACUGACUGUAUUAUGCUAAGUUCACACUGUACGGAGGAGCUAACCAUACCGGAUAGGGCUUCUGUUCCCACAUAUGAACGGUAAUUGUAACAGAGCUAAAGUGGAGGUUUACCGGUCAUCUCGCCCCAAGUCAUUUCGCCCCGGUUACAUAGCCCCUUAUUCUAGAACGAGGAAUAUUACAUUUGAAGCGUGCUUGCUUCGGUUUAUGGCUUAAAGAACGAGGAAUAUUACAUUUGAAGGGCACUUGUUUUGCUUUCUGGCUUAUAGAACAAGGAAUAUAACAUUUGAAGCGCGCUAAAUGACUCGAAAAUGGGGGUCUAAGUAACCGGGGCGAAAUGACCAGAGUCACAUAUCGGAUAGGUGUUUAUGCUACAUACCAAACAGCUUUUCGUGUCAGAACGAAAACCUAUCCGGUAUAUUGUGAUCACGGCCUAAGAGAAUUAUUCUUGGGUGUUCAUGUUAUCUAUCACUCAUAACCAUUGAGGUAGUCUCCUUUGCAGGUGCUCGUAGUAUUGUGGUCGGAGCCAUGCAAUGCUUCUUCCCCCUCCCCACGCGUGGGAGCGGGGAACAUUGCGUGACUCCCUCCGAGCGGCUGCGAAGUAUACAACCUUUGAGGAGGUUGUUAUAGACUACGAGUAGUCCCCCAUUUUUCCUCAGGGAUAGUAGAGCGAGCGAAACGCGAGCGCGCGUGAAAAUCACCCCACGCGAGAAAUCCCUGAGGAAAAAUGGGGGACUACUCGUAGUCUAAGGUUGUUAGGGAAAAUUCAAUGUGGUAACUUAACUGAGAUUACUCAAAAAGGCAGGAGUACCCAAGGACCCGUUUUUGACAAAAUGUAUGAUGCAAAGUCGCAAACACUAGCAGAGUAUUUCUGCGUCAAGCUAUAUUAACGUUGAACUUUCCUAGGGAAAAAAUAUUCGUUCCUCACUGCCAGUGAGCAAGACUUUUCCCGGCAGAUGAAAUAGACUUCAAAAUAUACAACCGUGUCAGGGAUAACGAAGCAAACAGUUCAAAUUAAACACCACCAGGUUGAGAAGCCCAAUUGGCAGAAGGCAAACUAGCCUGCGACACAAACGAAACUAAACUCUGGUUAAGUCCGUCUGCGAAACAGUGCCGAAAUCCUUGUUCUGGUUCCCCACCUGUGUACCAGGAUUUUUUUACGCGCGAUGAUUGACCUGUUAAAAAAAGCCAUCGUCAAUUUGCCAAUCAGGUUGAAGGAAAAUUGGAAACGUAUUUCGGUAAUUUGUUGAGUCCGUUGGGGACCAGAACAAGGAUAUCUGCGCUGCUUUGCAGACGUUACUAACCGAGGUUAAAUUACGUCUGCGCCGCAGGCUAAAGGCAAACCAGUCUACUGUUUACAAGAAUUGCCGAGAAAAAAUCCAGCUAGCGCUUAGGGCGGAAGUUGAAGUUAGGCCUCCAGAUUGCAAGUCCGGCGAUCAAAAUAAAUGCCGAUGGCGAGUAUCACCAGCCUAGUCACUAGACAUUCUCGGCUCGGUCAAACAUGGACUCUAGUUCAAUUCCUGUCGGGGACUUAGAUUUUUUCUUUUUCCCGUGCUCGUGACAUGUUGAUCACAUCAUUUCUCAUUUCUUCACCUAGCUUUAAAUUUACCAUUAUUCUUUAUUCAUCGCGCACUUGACGAUUUCGACAUUGCUAUUCUUAGCAGUACGCAGGACGCGUGUCGUGGCACGAACCUUGUAUAUGGCCCAGCUGGCCACGAGUCCUUCGCAGCUCAGUGGUUAGAGCAUCUGACCGGUGUACAGAAGGUCAUAUGUUCAACUCCUGUCGGGGACUGAGAUUUUUUCUUUGUCCCCAGCUCGCGCAUGACAUGUUGAUCACGUUAUUUCUCAUGGACUCUACUGUGAUCUGUGAUGUCACCGAGAGAGACCAGCUGUUCUCUCGCCCACACUUUCCCAGACUACACGCGGACAACGGGGCGAGAGAGAACCCCUGGGGACUUGGCUGGAGUAUCACGUGACAAGACGCCACUGAACCUGCAUUUUUUUUCUUUAAUUACAACAGGUGGUGUCCGUGGUGUAGGAUUCAUACACAGUCCCCUGUUUACCUAUGGGCCGCGUACGGCCAUGGAACUAAUGCACGUGACCGACUGGCUCCCUACCCUGUAUUUUGCAGCGGGAGGAAACGUUAGUGACCUGCAAAGUAUUGAUGGGGUCAACAUGUGGGACACACUCACACAAGCCACUGAGUCACCUCGUCAGUAUAUUCUUCACAACAUCGACCCAUUUAGCGGAGCUGCAGCCAUAAGAUACAGGAACUGGAAACUUCUUGUUAACAUAUGUGAGCAAACAGAAAAUUACAUAUACAACAUAUUCUAAAGUGGGGGCAAUAUUUAUUCUUUUGCGUUUAUGGUAACUUGCCCUCGAUGCGUCGGUUCAAAGUAAAAUUUAUUUUGAAUUCUGCAAGAGUAAGCAAGGCAAAGAGGGCUAAUGAACAUUAAAAUUAAAAGGAAAGCAACAUUGCCACCCUUUUGAAAUAAGGUGUAUUUCUUUAACCUCCCAAAUAAAUUUAACCAUAGAAUGCCUAAUCUAUUUAUAUGCAAUUGGUGUGUUAACAGUGAGGUGAUUAAUUUAUUUCCUCUCUUAGUCAAAGACCGCUGGUAAUUCAGCUAUAAGAGGCUUGCGCCUUGGGGAGUUUUCUUGGUGCUCCAAGAGAGCUUGGGCUGGGUUUACCGUAUUCAAUUUUAUGGCCAGUCGGUUUUUAGUGCUGUGACAAACGUACUCUGAAGUGAUUCUAAAAUUUUGUCCUAUUGUCAUCUCACAGCUACAGCUUGGAGUGGAUGGUAUGCUCCUCCAGGACUCGACACCUCAAAUCAAACUUCCAGAGCUGCGGUGUUGAAAAAUGCUGCCGUUAGUUGCGGUAAGCCACCCAGUACCCCAGUCGAAUGCACAAAACAGGCAGGCCCUUGCUUGUUUGAUGUUGAAGACGACCCUUGCGAGUAUGUCAACCGAGCAAACAGCAACCCCGAUUUGGUGAACCAAAUGCUGCAGGAGCUCGAGAAAUUCAAACAAACCAUGGUGCCCCCGAGAAACAAGCCAUUUGACCCAAGAGCUAAUCCUGACAAUUUCGGAGGCGUGUGGAGCCCUUGGAUGGACUAG
Molecule: messenger RNA, 11945 nt
Organism: Porites lobata
Lineage: Eukaryota; Metazoa; Cnidaria; Anthozoa; Scleractinia; Poritidae
Source: the annotation of a GenBank genome assembly